UAAAGAUUAAUAUCAACGGGCGGAAAUCUUCAAUAUGUGCGCUCUAGGAACUGAUUGUGAACCCGAUAAUUGCUGUAAUUCCGUUAAAAGGCAAUGCAGCGCACCAAUGAUAAUUGAAUAGAGGCAUUAAUUGCGCUGUGGUUUGUUUGCCAUUCAAGCCACACACACACACUCACACACACAUACACACUCAGACUGAGGUGCACAGACCUCUCUACGGAUAUCAACAAGAAGUAUAAUCAAGUGCAGUUGCCAUGCAAACAAAGUCGAUUCCUUGGUGGCUUCUGCUGUUGCUACACGUGGUCCACAUCUCGGGCUACCUAAUCAUUGUGCAUGAGGAAACGCCGCCGGGCGCAGUCAUCUUUAAUGCGUCCGUCUAUAAGCUCGGCUCGGAGCGACAUUACAAAAUCAAUGCACACAAGUCGGCGAACUUUGUGCAUCAUCUAGUCUCGGUCAGCCACAAGGAUGGCCAAAUCCAGCUGAAAAAGUCGCUCAAGUGCGACGGCAUCUACUAUCCAAAUCUGUUUACCUUCUAUGUGGACUCCACAUCGAAUCGCCUGCGUUCGAUCGACUACUACAGCCUGCCGGUGCGCAUUUUCAUAUCGGGCCACAGCUGCAAUGAGGAUCGACGCAUCGAGCAGGAGCUACACCAUCUGCAUCACUUCGAGGAGGAGGACAACACGGGCUAUUCGAAGCGACGCAGACGUCGCAGCACCCAGCAGCUGGCGCUACUCGACGGCAAUCAGCUGGAGCUGGCCUACAGCCGGAACAGCACAGAUUUUCGUGCUGGCGAUCUGAUCUUCGGCAAUAGCUUCGACAACGAGAUGCGGCAUCGCAUACUCAGCCGCAAGCGUCGUGGCAUCGCCACAGAUCCGCUCCAGCUGCAGCCGGCGCUGCACAGACGCAUCACGGACGCCAAGCAAUGGAUAUCCGAGACAUACGCCUCCUAUGCCAUACACACGACCGACAAGUGGAAUCAGAUCUGUUUGCGCAAAUCGCAGUUCAUCAACAACCUGAACGCGUUCCUCCCGAAAUCUGUGUGCCAGAACUGCAAGGUGAACUUCCUGGAUGUGAACGACGAGCGCUUUGCGAUUGAGCAUCAGAAUCGCGAUCUGGUGGCCAGUCGCGAUGUCUGCAUACACGAGUCCAUGUGGAAGGUCAGCAUCACCUUUAACAUACGCUGCAAUCGCAACGAUAUUGUCGACUCCGAUCAUCGCCUGAAGAUCGUCUAUCAUCAUCAGGAGUUCAAUGACACCGACAUUGCGAAGCGCGUGCGGCGCGAGCUGCGGAAUCAAUCGCCCUACUUCGAGCAGGCGCUCUACGUGGCCUCUGUGCUCGAGGAGCAGCCCGCAGGCGCCGCUGUUACCACUGUGCGGGCGCGUGAUCCCGAGGAUUCGCCUGUUGUCUAUUCCAUGGUCUCGCUGCUGGACUCACGCUCGCAGUCGCUCUUCAAGGUGGACUCGCGCACAGGCGUCGUCACGACAUCGGCCAGCCUCGAUCGAGAGCUCAUGGAUGUGCAUUACUUUCGCGUGGUGGCCACAGACGACAGCUUUCCUCCGCGCAGCGGCACCACCACGCUCCAGGUGAACGUACUCGACUGCAAUGAUCACAGUCCCACCUUCGAGGCGGAGCAGUUCGAGGCGAGCAUACGCGAAGGCGCCACUGUGGGCUCCACAGUGAUAACGCUGCGUGCCACAGAUCAGGAUAUCGGCAAGAACGCGGAGAUCGAAUAUGGCAUUGAGGCGGUCACAGAUGGCUUAGGUGCUGCACAGGAUCAGGAGCUGCCCAUCUUUCGCAUCGAUUCGCGCUCCGGCGUCAUCUCCACGCGCAGCAGCCUCGAUCGCGAGACGUCCGACAGCUAUCAUUUGCUCGUAACCGCCUCGGAUAUGGCCGCGGCGCAGAGCGAACGCAAGACGGCGACGGCCAGUGUGCUGGUAAAAAUCCUGGAUGACAAUGACAACUAUCCGCAGUUCAGCGAACGCACCUACACCGUCCAGGUGCCCGAGGAUCAGUGGGGCGACGACAACAACGUGGCCCACAUCCGGGCCACCGACGCAGAUCAGGGCAACAAUGCGGCAAUUCGUUAUGCCAUCAUCGGCGGCAACACGCAGUCCCAGUUCUCCAUAGACUCCAUGAGCGGCGACGUGAGCCUGGUGAAGCCGCUGGACUACGAGAGCGUGAGAAGCUAUCGCCUGGUCAUACGUGCCCAGGACGGCGGCAGUCCUUCGCGCAGCAAUACCACCCAACUAUUGGUCAAUGUGAUCGAUGCCAAUGACAAUGCGCCGCGCUUCUACACCUCGCAGUUCCAGGAGAGCGUGCUGGAGAACGUGCCCGUUGGCUACAACAUCAUCAGGGUGCAGGCCUACGAUUCCGAUGAGGGCGCCAACGCAGAGAUCAGCUACAGCAUUUCAGAGCGCGAUGACAACUUUCCAUUGGCUGUUGAUGCGCGCACUGGUUGGGUGCAGACCAUCAAGCCGCUGGAUCGCGAGGAGCAGAGUCGCUUCGCCUUUCAGGUGGUGGCCAAGGAUGGCGGCGUGCCGCCCAAGUCGGCCAGCUCCUCGGUGGUGAUCACCGUCCAGGAUGUGAAUGACAAUGAUCCCAGCUUUAAUCCCAAAUACUACGAAGCCAAUGUGGGUGAGGAUCAGCCGCCAGGCACGCCAGUGACAACGGUUACGGCCACCGAUCCUGACGAAGAUUCGCGCCUGCACUACGAGAUUAGCACGGGAAAUACUCGUGGACGCUUCGCCAUCACCUCGCAGAAUGGCCGUGGCCUGAUCACCAUCGCCCAGCCACUCGACUACAAACAGGAGAAACGCUUCUUGCUCACGGUGACCGCCACAGACUCGGGCGGACGCUCCGACACGGCCACAGUCCACAUCAACAUCACGGAUGCAAACAACUUUGCGCCCAUCUUUGAGAAUGCGCCGUACAGCGCUCCGGUGUUCGAGGACGCGCCAGUGGGCACCACUGUGCUUGUGGUUUCGGCCACCGACAGCGAUGUGGGCAUCAAUGCACAGAUUACCUACUCGCUGAACGAGGAGAGCAUCAACGGACUGAGCAGCCCGGAUCCGUUUACGAUCAAUCCACAAACUGGCGCCAUUAUAACCAGUGCCCAGUUGGACAGAGAAACCACGAGCGGAUAUCUGCUCACAGUCACCGCUAAGGAUGGCGGCAAUCCCUCGCUGAGCGACACCACGGACGUCGAGAUUAGCGUCACGGAUGUGAAUGACAAUGCGCCGGCCUUUAAGAAUCCCCUUUACCAGUCCUCCAUACUGGAAGAUGCGCUGGUGGGCACCUCCGUGAUACAGGUGUCGGCCAGCGAUCCGGAUAUCGGCUUGAAUGGACGCAUCAAGUAUCUGCUCAGCGAUCGUGACGUGGAGGAUGGCUCCUUCGUUAUUGAUCCCACAUCGGGCACAAUACGCACCAACAAGGGGCUGGAUCGAGAGAGCGUGGCCACCUACCAUCUGACUGCCAUAGCCGUGGACAAAGGAUCACCGCCGCUCUCCUCCACUGUGGAGGUGCAAAUCCGGCUGGAGGAUGUCAACGAUUCACCUCCCACAUUUGCCUCCGAUAAGAUAACGCUCUAUGUGCCGGAGAACUCGCCCGUGGGCUCCGUGGUGGGUGAGAUACACGCACACGAUCCAGAUGAGGGCGUCAAUGCGGUGGUUCACUAUUCCAUUAUUGGCGGCGACGAUUCCAAUUCGUUUUCGCUGGUCACUCGACCCGGCUCGGAGCGUGCCCAGCUGCUGACCAUGACGGAAUUGGACUAUGAAUCGUCACGCAAACGCUUCGAGCUGGUGGUGCGAGCAGCCAGCCCGCCCUUGCGUAAUGAUGCACACAUUGAGAUUCUGGUCACGGAUGUGAACGAUAAUGCGCCGGAACUGCGCGACUUUCAGGUGAUCUUCAAUAACUUCAGGGAUCAUUUUCCCAGCGGCGAGAUCGGACGCAUUCCCGCCUUCGAUGCGGACGUCAGCGAUAAGCUGAACUAUCGCAUUCUGUCCGGCAACAAUGCGAAUCUCUUACGCCUCAAUAGCAGCUCAGGUGGCUUGAUUCUCAGUCCUCAGCUGAACACAAAUGUGCCCAAAUUUGCCACAAUGGAGGUGUCCGUAUCGGACGGCAUUAACGAGGCGAAGGCCAUCAUGCAGCUGUCCGUCCGCUUGAUCACAGAGGACAUGUUGUUCAACUCAGUGACGGUGCGUCUGAACGAGAUGACGGAGGAGGCGUUUCUGUCGCCCCUGCUGAACUUCUUCCUCGACGGCCUGGCGGCCAUAAUACCCUGUCCCAAGGAGAGCAUCUUCAUCUUUAGCAUACAGGACGACACGGACGUCACCUCGCGCAUACUCAACGUUAGCUUCUCGGCCAAGCGGCCAGAUGUCUCGCACGAGGAGUACUAUACGCCGCAGUAUCUGCAGGAGCGCGUUUAUCUCAAUCGCGCCAUUCUCGCUCGCCUGGCCACCGUCGAGGUGCUGCCCUUCGAUGAUAAUCUCUGCGUGCGCGAGCCCUGUCUCAACUUUGAAGAGUGCCUCACGGUGCUGAAGUUCGGCAAUGCCUCGGAGUUCAUACACAGCGAUACGGUGCUCUUUAGACCCAUCUAUCCAGUGAAUACAUUUGCCUGCUCCUGCCCGGAGGGCUUUACGGGCAGCAAGGAGCACUAUCUGUGCGACACCGAAGUGGAUCUCUGCUAUUCGGAUCCCUGUCAGAACGGCGGCAGCUGUGUGCGGCGCGAGGGCGGCUACACCUGCGUCUGCCUCGACACGCACACCGGUGCCAACUGCGAGACGAGCAUCAACAAGCUGCGUCCCUGCAACUCGGAAGCCUGCGAGGGUGGCUUGUCCUGCAUGAACAACUAUCUCAGCUCCCAGCCGCCGCCCUACACGGCAACGUGUGAGCUGCGGGCGCGUUCGUUCUCGCGCAACUCCUUCCUUACCUUCGAGAGCCUCAAGCAGCGCCAUCGCUUCAAUCUCAAGCUGCGCUUCGCCACGGUGCAGGACAAUGGACUCUUGCUCUACAAUGGACGCUACAACGAGCUGCACGACUUUAUUGCAUUGGAGCUGCUCGAUGGACACAUCAGCUUCUCCUUCUCGCUGGGUGAUCGCAGCGAGCGCGUGGGUCUCGUCCAGCCCUCAAAGGUAUCCGACGGCCACUGGCACGAGGUGGAAAUCGUCUACUUUAAUCGCACGGUGACCCUCGUCCUGGACAAGUGCGACACGGCCAUUGCGUUGUCGGGGCAGCUGAGCGCGCCUUGGAACUGCGCCAAUCAGACCACACUGCGACUGGACAAGCGCUGUGCGCUGCUCACCGAGACCUGUCAUCGUUUCCUGGACCUAACCGGUCCGUUGCAGGUGGGCGGCUUGCCGCGCAUACCCGCCCACUUUCCAGUGGCGAAUCGUGAUUAUGUCGGCUGCAUUUCGGAUCUGCGCAUCGACGAUCGCUUCGUGGAUCUGAAUUCGUAUGUCGCGGACAAUGGCACCAUUUCCGGCUGUCCGCAGAAGUCGCCGCUGUGCGCCUCGGUGCCGUGCUUCAAUGGCGGCAGCUGUCGCGAGGGCUGGGGCAUCUACACCUGCGAGUGCCCCGAGGGCUAUGCCGGCAACAAUUGCCAGGACAAUAUACCCGCGCCCUGGCGCUUCUCCGGUGAUGGCAGCCUGAGCUUCAAUCCACUGCUGCGUCCCAUACAGCUGCCGUGGCUGACGGCGUUUUCGCUGCGCACGCGCCAGGAGGACGCGUUCCUCAUGCAGAUACAGAUUGGCCAAAACAGCUCGGCCGUCAUCUGCCUGAAGCACGGCGUGCUCUACUACGUCUACGACAAUGAGCCCAUGUACCUAGCCGGCGCUUACCUCUCGGACGGCGAAUGGCAUCGCGUGGAAAUCAAGUGGCAGCAAGGCUCGGAAAUACAAUUCUCUGUGGACUAUGGCCAGCGCAGCGGCUCGGUGCCCAUGUCGCAGAAGGUGCAAGGACUCUAUGUGGGCAAAAUAGUUAUGGGCAGCGUCGAUGGCACCAUUGGCGCCGUCCAGGAUGCCGUGCCCUUCGAGGGCUGCUUGCAGGAUGUGCGCAUCGGUGCGAGUCAAGCGGUGCUCUCACGGCCCACCAUACGCGAAAACGUCGAAGAUGGCUGCGAGUCGCGCGCCCAAUGCCCCAGCAGCUGUCCGGCCCACUCGAGCUGCGCCACCGGCUGGGAUCGUGCCACCUGCGAGUGCAGCGCCGGCUACGUUGGUCCCGACUGUGCGCCCAUCUGCACGGUGCAGCCGUGCGCCGCGGGCGUCUGCAGAGCUAACGCCAGCCUCUCGCGCGGCUACAACUGCGAGUGCAACAGCACCUACCAGCACGGCGAGUACUGCGAAAGAACCCUGCAACAGCCCUGCCCGGGCGGCUGGUGGGGCGAGCGCGUCUGCGGCCCCUGCAAGUGCAACAUCAAGCAGGGCUACCAUCCGGACUGCAACAAGACGACGGGCCAGUGCUACUGCAAGACGAAUCACUAUCAGCCGCCCAACGAGACGGCCUGCCUGGCCUGCGACUGCUACUCGAUUGGCAGCUUCAACAGCGCCUGCAAUCGGCUGACGGGUCAGUGUGAGUGUCGCGAGGGCGUCAUCGGACGUCGCUGCGACUCCUGCUCCAACCCAUACGCAGAGGUAACGCUCAACGGCUGCGAAGUGGUCUACGAUGCCUGUCCGCGCUCGUUUGCCGCUGGCAUUUGGUGGCCACGCACUCCGCUGGGCAGCACCACAGUCGAGAGCUGUCCGCUGCCGGCGCGUGGCAAGGGCCAGCGCAGCUGCGACAGCCAGACGGGCAGCUGGAGCGUGCCGGACAUGUACAACUGCACCUCGGAGCCGUUCGUCGAGCUGCGCCGCCAGCUGUCGCAGCUGGAGAAACUGGAGCUAGAGCUCAACUCGUUCGUGGCCAUCAAAAUGGCUGAGCAGCUGCAGCACGCCUGUGAGGCGGUGGAUCGCAGCGCUGUCAGCAAGCCAGCAGCGCCCAAGCACAACAGGAGAUACAAAAUGGAGUCGUCUUUCCUGCUGAAUGCAGGCGGCGCUGUCUGGUCGCAUGAGCUGGACAUGGACUAUCUGUCCGAUGAGUUGAAGUUCUCGCACGAUCGUCUCUACGGCGCCGAUCUGUUGGUCACGGAGGGCAUACUGCAGGAGCUGAUUAACUACGAGCUAAUGCAGAGCGGACUCAACUUGACGCACAGCCAGGACAAGUACUUCAUCAAAAAUCUGGUCGACUCGGCGAGCGUUAUACUGGAUCGCAAAUACGACGCCGAAUGGAAGCGCGCCACGGAGCUGAUACAGCGCGGUCCCGACGACCUGGUGGAUGCCUUCAACAAGUACAUGGUCGUCCUGGCACGCUCGCAGCACGACACCUACACGAAUCCCUUUGAGAUUGUGCAACGGAAUAUGGUGCUGGGCCUGGACAUCGUGACCACCGAGUCCCUCUUCGGCUAUGAGCCGGAACAGCUGAGCGAGUACCACAAGGCCAAGUACCUCAAGCCGAACGCCUUCACCACGGAAAGCGUGGUGCUGCCCGACACCAGUGGCUUCCUGCAGCACUCGGCCAAGCAGAAGCCCGUCAUCAGCUUUCCCAAGUACAACAACUACAUACUGGACAAGCACAAGUUCGACAAGCACUCCAAGGUGCUUGUGCCGCUCGAGAUGCUGGGCAUAACGCCGCCGGAGAGCGACGAGGUAACUCAGGGCAGUCGGGGCAACGAUUAUCGCGCCAUUGUCGCCUAUGCCCAGUACAAGGAUGUGGGUCAGCUGCUGCCGGAUCUGUAUGACGAGACCAUUACACGUCGCUGGGGCGUCGAUGUAGAGCUGGCCACGCCCAUCUUGUCGCUGCAGAUACUGGUGCCAUCAGCGGAGCGGGAGCAGCAACGCCUGGAGAUACCCUCGCGCAAAAUCUCCUCGGCAACGGCUGCGUCCGGCACGUCCGGCACGUCCGCAUCGGCUGCUGGAGGCUCAACCAUAAUACGCAGCUCGAGCAGCACGGAGCAACAGUUUGUCGAGGUCUUCGAUGUGCCCAAAGCGCCGAGCAGCAGCAGCGAACAGCAAAUCGAGGAUAUACGCAUCACAGCCCAUGAGAUACCGCCGCCAGCAUCUGCGGAGCAAGAGGAGACCAACAGCAACGAAGCUGCCGAAGUGGACAGUCCGCACAUACGGCUCAAUCUCGACGACAUCGAGUUCCAUGGCAAUUCCGGCGAGGAAAUAAGCGUUGACUCACCCGAGCAGCUGAAUCCCAACUACGAAGGCAGUCCGGACAGCAGCGAGCAGUCCAAGGGCGAGAACGAAGCCAUCUAUCGGGAUCGUCGUCUGGUCAAGCGCCAGGUGGAGGUGAUCUAUCCCUCGGAGCAGCUGCAGAAGCCACAGCACAUGGUUUAUCGUUCGCUGGGCUCGCCGCAUCUCUCGCAGCCCAUCAAGCUGCAAAUGUGGCUGGACAUGGACGCGACACGCUUCGGACCGCGCUCGAAUCCUCAGUGUGUGCGCUGGAACUCCUUCACCAAUCAGUGGACGCGACUCGGCUGUCAGACCGAAAUUCCCGACUUCGACGGCGACUUCGCGCAGGUCUCGCACCUGCCCAUCUUGAUCAACUGCAGCUGCACGCACAUCUCCAACUAUGCGGUCAUCGUGGACAUCAUUGAUCCGGAGGACAUACCCGAGCCCUCGCUGCUCGUGCAGAUCACCUCGUACUCGGCUUUCAUGGUAUCGCUGCCCCUGUUGCUGGGCGUCCUGCUCGCCUUGGCCCUGCUGCGCGGCCAGCAGACAAACUCGAACACCAUCCACCAGAACAUUGUGCUCUGCGUCUUCUGCGCCGAGCUGCUCUUCUUUGUGGGCAUGCAGUCGAGGCGUAACCUGUUGGAGAACGAGUUCCCCUGCAAGCUGAUUGCCAUCUGCCUGCACUACUUCUGGCUGGCCGCAUUCGGCUGGACAACGGUCGACUGUGUGCAUCUCUAUCGCAUGCUGACUGAAAUGCGGGAUAUCAAUCAUGGUCCCAUGGGCUUCUACUUUGCCAUGGGCUACGGUGCGCCAGCUGUCGUCGUCGGCCUAUCCGUCGGGGUGCGAGCACACGAAUACGGAAAUAGUUUAUUCUGCUGGUUGUCCGUCUACGAACCCGUCGUCUGGUGGCUGGUGGGGCCCAUAGCUGGCAUGUCGGUGGUGAAUCUGCUCAUACUCUUUGUGUCGGUGAAGGCGGCCUUUACGCUGAAGGAUCAUGUGCUCGGCUUUGGCAAUCUGCGCACUCUGCUCUGGCUGUCGGUGGUGUCGCUGCCUCUGAUGGGCGUCAUGUGGGUGCUGGCAGUGCUGGCCGCCUCGGAGCACUCGCAGCUGCUAAGCCUGUUGCUCUCCGGCGUGGUGCUGCUGCACGCGCUCUUCUGCCUGAUUGGCUACUGCAUCAUCAAUAAGCGCGUGCGCGAGAAUCUGCAACGCACCUGCCUGCGCUGCAUGGGCCGCAAGGUGCCGCUGCUGGACUCCUCCAUGGUGGUUAGCAACAGUUCGCACAAUGUGAACGGAGCGGCCAGGCCCAGCAAUUUUCUGGCGGGCAACUAUGAUACGGCGCGGCGUAAUAUUGGCAUCAGCGCCUCGAGCACCACAUCGCGCAGCACUGCCAAGACCAGCUCCAGUCCGUACAGCGAUGGCCAGCUAAGGCAGACGUCGACAUCCACCUCGAACUACAACUCGGCCAGCGAUGCGCCCAGUUUUCUGCGUGGCUUCGAGUCGUCCACCACGGGACGCACGCGCAGCGAGGAGAAGACGCGCCGCCAGCGCAAGGACUCCGAUUCGGGCUCCGAAACGGAUGGACGCUCCCUGGAGCUGGCCUCCAGUCACUCCAGCGACGAUGACGAAUCUCGCACGGCGCGCUCUUCGGGCACGCAUCGCAGCACGGCCGUUAGCUCCACGCCCGCCUACUUGCCGAACAUAACGGAGCAUGUGCAGGCCACCACGCCGCCCGAGCUGAAUGUGGUGCAGAGUCCACAGCUGUUCCCCAGCGUCAACAAGCCGGUCUAUGCCCCGCGCUGGUCCAGCCAGCUGCCCGACGCGUAUCUGCAGUCGCCGCCAAAUAUUGGACGCUGGUCGCAGGACACCGGCUCGGACAACGAGCAUGUGCAUGGCCAGAAGAUGACCAUAUCGCCGAAUCCGCUGCCCAAUCCCGAUCUCACCGACACCAGCUACAUGCAGCAGCAUCACAACAAGAUUAACAUGACGCCCUCAAUACUGGAGAACAUACGCGACGCACGCGACGGCUACGAGGACAGCCUGUACGGGCGACGCAACGACUAUGCGGACAAGUACGGCUCGUACAAGCCGCCGAGUCACUACGGCAGCGAGAAGGACUAUCCGGGCGCUGGUGGUGCCGGGGCGAGCGGCUCUCAGACAAUUGGCCAUUUGCGCAGCUUCCAUCCGGAUGCGGCCUACUUGAGCGACAACAUCUACGACAAGCAGCGCACGCUGGGCAGCGGCUAUUUGGGCGCCAAGUCCGAAUCGCCCUACCUAUCCAAGGAUCGCAUAACGCCGGACAUCUAUGGCUCACGCGAUGGCCACUACAGCCUGAAGCGUCAGCCGGCCUUUGCCACAGACUCGCUGCACUCCGUGCAUUCGCUGCUCAAGAACGACUACCAUCAGCAGCAGCAGCAGCAGCAGCAGCAGCAACAGCAGCAGCAGCAGGCAGACCGCCUUUCGGAGGGCUCCGAUAAGAAUGGCUAUCACUUUCCCUACACCGCCGAGGAGGAUCAUCUGCAGCAGCAGGCGCGCAAGCUGAGCGCUGGCCAUGCGCAGCCGCCGUCGCUGCACGGCUCACAGCAGCUGCAUCUGCAGAUGCAUCCGCAUGCGGCGCUGGUCAACGACAUGAACAAUCCGGGACUGCUGGCCCGGCACACGCUCGCCGGCAGCGUCGUCGGUGGCAGCUCGCGGCACAGCUCACGCGCCUCCUCGCCGCCCUCGAACAUGGUGGCUCCCAUGCAGCCACUGGGUCCACUGGCCAGCAUCACGGACACCGACUCCGAGUACGACAUUGUUUGGCUGCAACGCAGGCAGCAGAGGCAGCAGCACUAUCCUUGGUCGCUAACAAUAUGGCGGAAUAUUGAUGACGACGAGACCACAGUGUGACGGCUGCCAACAACAAAGCGGCAGCUGCAGCAGCACAAGUUGCAAGCGCACAAGCUGCAGCAAGCAGCAAAUCAGUUUGCAACCGUCAGACGCAAGCCCCAAUUCAAAAGGCAAACAAAUCAUAUUUAAAUGUUGCUUCAAGAAAUUAAAUAAUAUAAUAUAAUUGCU
Drosophila hydei is the source of this 11258-nucleotide messenger RNA. RefSeq names its product protocadherin-like wing polarity protein stan (gene stan). Lineage: Eukaryota; Metazoa; Arthropoda; Insecta; Diptera; Drosophilidae. The record is from RefSeq and is a predicted model, not a curated record. Gene Ontology annotation, cellular component: plasma membrane. Gene Ontology annotation, biological process: G protein-coupled receptor signaling pathway; cell surface receptor signaling pathway; homophilic cell-cell adhesion. Gene Ontology annotation, molecular function: calcium ion binding; G protein-coupled receptor activity. Bases 255 to 11090 code for a protein of 3611 amino acids. The transcript has 8 exons.